This is a messenger RNA of Microthlaspi erraticum, 1587 nucleotides long. NCBI's taxonomy places the organism in Eukaryota, Viridiplantae, Streptophyta, Magnoliopsida, Brassicales, Brassicaceae. The record is from the annotation of a GenBank genome assembly.
AUGGCUACGGCGGCGUCUCUUUCCAUGAAACCGCCGGCGACCUUCUUCUGCGGCGGAGGAAACCGACAUUCAUCUCCUCGAAUUUCUGUUGCGCGAUUUUCUCAUGGCGAACGGUUUCAUGAGAGUAUCGUUCGUCUCUCUGCAUCGACUGUGUUGUUCCUUUGUUUAAGCCUCCGCGUUUGCUCUCCGGCCUCCGCUCGAUUACCUUCGCCAGUGAUCGUUUCACAUUCAGUUACAGAGAACGAAGUCGACUCCGAAGCUGUAGCAGGUGAGGAGAAUCAUGUAGCUCUAAAUGAAGAUGAAGAGAGAAGAUUGGAAGCAGAUUUCGAAGCUUACAAGGCUAAAGUGUACUCUCUGACUGUGCCGUUAAAAGUCGUUGCUCUCCGUGGUUCAGUGCCACCAUCAUGGAUCAAGGAAUUCAUUAGCUCACAGGGGAAGAGAGUGAGGUUAAAAGCCAAAUUCCGAUCAAAUCUUGAAGAAAUUUUCAGUGAUUUAUCGAAGCCUAGUGGAAAAGGGAAAAAGGGGUCUGAUUCAACUAGAGCAGCUGAUAUGAUCAGCGUUGGUGAUUCUUGGCUUAGUUUCGCAAUCAAGGAGAAGCUGAUUGAGCCAAUGAAAGGGGUAGAAGAUCAAGACUGGUAUAAAAGCUUAAGUGAUAAAUGGAAGAUUUAUCUCCGCAGGAAUUUUGCGGGAGAAAAAGCUCCGGACGGUGAAACGUGGGCUGUGCCAUACCGCUGGGGAAGCAUGGUAAUUGCAUACAAGAAGAGCAAGUUUCAGCAGUAUAAAUUGGCUCCAAUAGAGGACUGGGAGGAUUUGUGGCGACCCGAGCUUGCAGGGAGGAUCUCAAUGGUGAAUUGUCCUAGAGAGGUUGUUGGUGCUGUUCUCAAAUACAUGGGAGCAUCAUACAACACGAUAGACCUGGAUUCACAAGUCGCUGGGGGAAAAAUCGCCGUGGAGAAAAAUCUAGCAUCGCUGAUGAAACAGGUUAGACUGUUUGACAGUGACAACUAUUUAAAAGCAUUCAACGUCGGAGAUGUCUGGGUCACUGUCGGGUGGAGCAGUGAUGUUAUCCCUGUGGCAAAACGUAUGUCUAAUGUUACAGUGAUUGUUCCAAAGUCUGGUGCUACCUUAUGGGCUGAUUUAUGGGCGAUCCCUGCUGUUUCCGUCUCUGGUAAAGACGCAGAAAAGAUGGGAGGACGAGUCCGAGGCCCAUCUCCAUUAAUCCACCAGUGGAUAGAAUUCUGCUUACAACCCGCGAGAUCGUUACCAUUCACACGGGAAGUGAUACCCGGCGCGUCUCCUUCAGCUCUCGAUGGUCCUCUGGUUAAAGAACCUGAAGAAACAAAGAAAAGCAGAGCAAAACUGGAUACUAACCUCGUCUCUGGUGUUCCUCUUCCAGAGAUCUUGUCCAAGUGUGAGUUCUUAGAACCUUUACCAGAGGCUACGUUAGUGGAGUACCGCCUUUUGAUUGAUAGUGUAAAGAAGCAAAGCCAAGGAACUGGGCUUGUGGGGAAAAUACAAGACACUGUUUCGUUUUGUGUUCAAGGUUUUAGGACAAAGCUUCACUCUCAGAUGAAGAAAAACACUUGA